UUCCCAGGUGGGCUCAUGGACAUGGCGCGCAAGGGACUCUUAUCAACUCAUAGUGCACAUAUGUAAUCUGGGUCUGAAAUCUGUCUGUCAUCAUGACAGACAGAUUUCAGACCCAGAUUACAUAUGUGCACUAUGAGUUGAUAAGAGUCCCUUGCGCGCCAUGUGCAACAUGCAUUUGUUGCACCUGCACCUCGCACUCGCUGCAGGAAGGUCUUCAAAGGUCUGGAAAAGUGCACGCAGAGCAUGGCAAGAUCCGAGGAAGCUGCUCCAUGCCUAGUGUGCAUGAGAAAUUUCCAGUUCCCCCUGUGUAGUUCGGGAGACAAGAAAGUGCGGCUUUUGCUACCUUUGCAAGAAGGGCAGAUUUUUGUUCACUGCAGACUCAGGAGCAUCACAAGUUGCAGUGUCAGUCUGCUCCACCAGACCCAGACAACAUGUUUGCAAUGCAUAACUUUUUUCCCGAGUCAGCGAGGACCGGCGCAAGGUGCUCGAGCGACUGGAGCCGGCCAUCGAACGCUUUAUCUCCGAGAAAAGCGAAAGUACAUCAUCUGAAUCUGUACCAGAAAAUUUGUCUUGCUAUAUUUACGCGACUGAAAACUCCGUUAAGCGGAGACAGACGAGACCACCAGAGACAGAGGGCCAAUACUUCAUAUCUGUUUUUCUUUUCUGUUCAUCUUCAUGCAGAACGUGACGUGUCGAGGAGUUUAUUACUUUCUGAUGCGCUUGUUUAGCAAUGGGAAGAGUUAUUUGUCGUGCCAAACAGCCAAAAACAGGAUAAAACCGCAGUGCAAAGGCAGGAACAGUUGUUUUUUUCCGGUAUGGUCGCGUGUGCUUUUGUUUCUCUUUCUGCAGCAUAGGCUAUGCAGACAAUACACACGACUGGAUGGCGGAAAGUCCGAUGCUCUCGCCCGGGGCGAUUAGCAUGAACAUCACUCUCUCCAAGGCGGAGAAGGAACAGCAUGUGCAUUCGCAGAAAUUCUACGAGAUUUUGAAGCACCGGGAGGCUCGCGAGGCGUUCGAGGACACGUUUUUGCUGACCCUCCCGCUCCAGCCGCCCACCAGCGCUGCAUCGACGGCAAUUAUCUAAUUUGAAAGCCAAGGAGGAUCUUCGACACAAAAAGACCACUUCUCGGGGUCUUGAAGGACUUCGACGGUAGUCGAAGAAGAAGAAGUUCUUUAACGUGUAAUUAUAGCGAAUUUCGAUUUGUAUGUAGUUCUAGUUGUGGUCAUGUAUAUAUGUUAGCGUGGGAGAUCGAGAUUGACGCUGCACUCGUUAAUGUAUGAGUAAGCGUGGGAUCGAGAUUGACGCUGCGCUCUUGAUUCUAUUACUGCGCACGAUAAAAACUAAGACUAAGUUUUCAAGCAUUCUCUCACCCAAGUUUAGUCGGUGCCAAAAAUACAUCAAACUGAGCUCGUUGCUUCGUACUCUUGCUCUUGGACUUGAUUGAUGACUUUAAUCCCAGCCCUAAUCUUUCAAACAAAGGAGCAGUCAGACGAGCAGCGAGUUGUGCUAUGGUGUUUCCUUUGCAGGUAGUCAGUCAUAAAUAAAAGAGCGACUGCGAUGAUUCAUUGAAAAGCCUUGAUUUUCAAGAAGUG
Molecule: messenger RNA, 1593 nt
Organism: Amoebophrya sp. A120
Lineage: Eukaryota; Dinophyceae; Syndiniales; Amoebophryaceae
Source: the annotation of a GenBank genome assembly